AUCUACGUUGUGGCUUCACAGUAGUGCUGCAUUAAUGUAAAUAGAAUAGGCCUUUCUAUGGACCCCUCCCCCCCGCAUUUUCUAUAAAAAAAAAACACAAGCACGUGUUGAAGGUUUCAGAACAAUGGGUGACGAAAUGCAGCCAUUCAGAGUCCUUGCAAAGUUCAAGUCUGACCGCGGGGAAGUGGCUGGGACCGGUCUCCUCGACUUGCCACUGGACAUCACCGUUGAUAAAAUGCAAUUGAUUUGCAAUGCACUCUUGGAAAAGGAUGAAACAGUGCCGUUUGCGUUCUUCGUGAACGAGACGGAAGUGACGGGGUCGCUGAAGGCAGUGGUGGAGAAGGAGGGUCUGGGCACGGAACACGUGGUGGAGAUAGUCUACCAUGAGCAGGCUGUGUUCAGGGUGCGGGCCGUCACCAGGUGUACCAGCUCCAUGCCCGGACACGCGGAGGCAGUGAUCUCGGUGAGCUUCAGCCCUGACGGGAAGCACCUAGCCAGCGGGUCCGGAGACACGACGGUCCGUUUCUGGGACGUGCACACGCAGACUCCCCAUCACGUGUGUCGAGGGCACACACACUGGGUGCUGUGCAUCGCGUGGGCCCCAGACGGAAACCGACUGGCGUCCGGCUGCAAGAAGGGUGUAGUUCUCCUGUGGGACCCUCACUCGGGCAAGCAACUGGGUCGAGAGCUCAAGGGCCACAAGCAGUGGGUGACUGCGUUAGCGUGGGAGCCGUACCACAGUGACCCAGCGUGCCGUCGGCUGGCCAGCGCCUCUAAAGAUUGUGACGUCCGUGUGUGGGACGUCGUCCUGGGCCACACGCUCUUCGCCCUGGCGGGGCACACGGCCAGCGUGACGGCUGUCAAGUGGGGUGGCGGUGGUCUGAUUUACACUGGCUCGCAGGACCGCACCAUCAAGGUGUGGCGGGCGGCAGAUGGUGUUUUGUGUCGCACGCUUGAAGGCCACGCCCACUGGGUCAACACUCUUGCGCUCAGUACAGAUUAUGUACUGCGCACUGGCCCAUUUGACCCGGUAUCACCAAGCAAGACUGCAGGUGUAACAGACAAGGCAGCGCUACAGAGACUGGCCCAGGAGCGGCACAGCGCAGUGCGGCAGUUGGGGGAGGAGCGGUUGGUAUCAGGAUCUGAUGACUUCACACUCUUCCUCUGGACUCCUGAAGUCAGCAAGAAGCUUAUUGCUCGCAUGACGGGUCACCAGCAGCUAGUGAACGAUGUGAAGUUCUCCCCCGACAUGCGGGUGAUUGCAUCUGCAUCGUUUGACAAGUCAGUGAAGUUGUGGGAUGGCCGCACAGGUAGGUUUCUGGCCGCACUUCGGGGUCACGUCCAGGCUGUCUACCAGGUUGCGUGGUCGGCCGACUCCCGCCUGCUAGUGUCCGGCUCCGCUGACUCCACCCUCAAAGUGUGGAGUAUGAAAACGAAAAAGCUGGAACUAGACUUGCCGGGCCAUGCGGACGAGGUGUUUGCCGUGGACUGGUCGCCGGACGGGGCUCGGGUCGCCUCCGGGGGCAAGGACAAGGUCCUUAAGCUGUGGCAGUAUUAAGGAAGAUGAUUAUCUUGUUCUACAAGUUAUUAUUUUGUUUAGGACAACACAUUUAAAGUUGAUUUUAAAAUAAUUUGUUAAAUAAAUGCUACCAAAACAA
This is a messenger RNA of Bacillus rossius redtenbacheri, 1658 nucleotides long. RefSeq names its product notchless protein homolog 1 (gene Nle). NCBI's taxonomy places the organism in Eukaryota, Metazoa, Arthropoda, Insecta, Phasmatodea, Bacillidae. The record is from RefSeq and is a predicted model, not a curated record. Gene Ontology annotation, biological process: ribosomal large subunit assembly; Notch signaling pathway. Bases 125 to 1558 code for a protein of 477 amino acids. The transcript has 12 exons. Gene Ontology annotation, cellular component: nucleolus. Gene Ontology annotation, molecular function: protein binding.